AAUUCAUUAGACAAUACCCAGUCCCUUCAGGAUACUACGUCUGGAAAGGUUUCAAGUGUUCUUAGGGAUAUUUUAAAUCAGGAAAGUUUGGUGCGUCUCUCUAUGAUACAGAAAAUUCAAAUAUUAAUGAUGGAUGUCAUAGGCAACAGAAAUAUAACUGAAAUUUUGAUGAAAAAGCUGGAUGUCAUGACAGAAAAAAUUCAUGUCUUAGACAAAAAACAGAGGAAAACUGAAGAGGAGAAUACAAGAUUUAAGGAGGAAUUAAAAUUUUUACGUUCCACAAUAGGUGUCACUAGAAAUUCUACAGAUGACAAUGUGUUACACUUAAAUGAGACAGAAAUGCCAAUAAUGAAGAAGCAAACUUCGUCUCCACAGAGACAAAAACACCAAUUAACUCGGGAAAAUAUAGAAAUAAGAGCACACAUGGAGGGUUUUAUUGAAAAAUACAUAGCGGAACGAAUCGGGGAACUUGAAUUAGAAAGUUUGAAAAAUGAAAGUUUGUUUUUUAGACAGAUAUAUGAAGGUCUGUCACUGGAAUUCGAAAAAAUGCAAAAAAGGUUAUUUCAAAUGAACAAAACAAUAAACGAAGAUGGAAAUGCGAAUGACUUAAAUGCUCGGUUAUUGACAGCCCAGGAAAACUUGAUGACUUUUUCUUCUUUCAUCAACCGAACAAUGGAACAUAUUUUUCAGGAGCAAAACAACGCUACUCAGAACUUAAAGAAUAUUUCUGCGCAAUUGUCAAAAAGAUUGUCUCCUCCAACAAUGAACGCCAUUGCAUUCUACGCGUACAUGUCUCAGAACACUCCGACAAUAUCUGUUCAAUAUCCUUUCAUAUUUGAUGUUGUGAAAACAAACGUUGGGCAUGGCUACCAUUCCGCUACGAGGGCAUUUGUUGUUCCAGAAUCUGGGAUGUAUGUAUUCACUUGGACAAUGCGAGUUUAUGGUGAUCAUUAUCACUCAGCAGAGGCGAUGGUUAAUACAGAUGCACUGGGGGUAAUUUACGUUAAUACAGGUACUGGAGGAAAUCUCGGAUGAACAGGAAUUGUUGUGGCACACGUCAAUGCAGGAGAUGAUAUCUUUGUGCGCACGCAUACAUCAUAUAAUAAAGGUCCUAUUAUUAGCGACGCUGCAGGAAGAUCGUCCUUUGCAGGAUGGAAACUAUUCUGAAUAGAAAUGAUAACUGAUAUCGAAGGAAUACCUAGGAUAAUCCCUGUGUAUCACACCAACGAAAGUCUAAAGUGGCAAUCCUUCUUAAGUGUAAAAAUAAAAACACAACUGGAAACAUUUAUUCGGGGGAUGUCCAAAAGUCCGUGGACAAAUGCUUCAUUUUCUUACUAAAGCCCGCAAUGGCAAGCAUUUA
Messenger RNA from Saccostrea cuccullata (small rock oyster), 1360 nucleotides. RefSeq lists its product as uncharacterized. The coding region runs from base 103 to 1035 and encodes 310 amino acids. Lineage: Eukaryota; Metazoa; Mollusca; Bivalvia; Ostreida; Ostreidae. The transcript is spliced from 2 exons. The record is from RefSeq and is a predicted model, not a curated record. Gene Ontology annotation, molecular function: protein binding.